AGGAUUAUUGACGUGGGGAGGACCACUGACGUCGAGAUUCACUGAGCUGUCAGACGGACCCUACCUUCACACACGAAACUGGGAAUAUCACAAGCUCUCCAUCAUGAAGUUACACAGAAGACCACAGCUUUUAUUUCAGUGGACAAUUAGUGCAGUUAUCUUCUUCCUUUCAUUACAUGUAUUUUUAGAUGCACAAUCAACAGGAACAAACAGUGCCUGUUUGCAAGCCAAGAACUGUGGAGACUGUAUAAUCACAGACCCAAGCUGUGCCUGGUGCGCGCAACCCGACUUUCAAGAUGCAGAGAACUUUCCACGCUGUGACAAUCCAGAUACAUUAAGAGAGAGGGGAUGCCAGGAGCUGCACAUAGAAAACCCUCAGAGUACCAUGAAUAUAACAGGGAAAACACCAUUAAGUAAAGCAGGAGACCCUGUGGAAAAUCUAGUCCAGGUUUAUCCUCAAGUAGUAGAUCUGACAAUGAGACCAGGGGAGAAGAUAUCUAUUGAUCUUCAGAUUCGACAGGCCGAGGACUUCCCUGUAGAUCUUUACUACCUUAUGGACUUGUCAGACUCCAUGUCUGACGACUUGGUCCAACUUAGAUCAUUGGGUGGAAUUCUAGCUGGUGAAAUGAAGAACAUCACCAAUAAUUUCAGGCUGGGCUACGGUGCCUUUAUUGAUAAAACCGUUAUGCCUUACGUUGAUAUCUACCCAGCAAAGUUAGAGAAUCCAUGUUUGAAUAAGAGGUGUGGUCCAGCAUUCUCCUUCCAUAAUAUUCUUCCACUCACGCUUGAGACAGAUAGAUUUACUGAGGAGAUCUCUAAGGUUAAUAGUUCUGGUAACCUUGACAGCCCUGAAGGUGGUAUGGACGCUCUAAUGCAAGCCACAGUCUGCACAGAUGAGAUUGGCUGGAGGGAGAGAGCCAGGCAUCUGCUUGUGUACACCACUGAUGCUAGCUUCCACAUCGCUGGAGAUGGAAAGCUUGGCGGUAUCGUAAAGCCCAAUGAUGGCAAGUGUCAUAUGGAUAGUACUGGCUUUGAAUACACCAUGGCAAAUGAAAUGGACUAUCCUUCCAUCAGUAAGCUGAGUCAGAAGAUGGAGACUCUCAGCAUUCUACCAAUCUUCGCCAUCGGGAAAGCUGAAGUAGAUAAACAGGAUCCAUUUGUCUUUUAUGAGGAUCUUCCACAAUACUUUCAUGAGUCAAAGGCAGCCAGACUUUCCGCAGAUUCAUCCAACAUUGUAGAUUUGAUCAAGAACAUAUAUUUAAAUAUCACGUCUGAAGUGACGGUAGAGACAAGCGGGGCAGACCUGUUUGAGGUAGAUUACGUGGCCCACUGUCUAGACGGCUCCGUUACCAAGGAUAAACAGACCUGUAUGGGACUCAAGCUAGGGGAUCAAAUCAGCUUUGAUGUCGGUAUUACCAUGAAGAAUUUGAGCUGCACAGAACAAUGGAAUGCACACGAUUCAGUAGGCCGACCAGUCACAGAAAAUCUUGUCCUCAACGUGAAAGCACUUUGUGAAUGCGACUGCUCCAGCAGUGAGCCGGAGCCCAACUCCACUAAAUGUAACUUCCAUGGUACGUUCACAUGUGGUGCCUGUAUGUGUAACGAAGGACGAUCAGGGAGGACCUGCGAAUGUGACAGAGUCGAGGCUGAAGGGCUUGACCCAAGCUGCGUACAACCCAAUUCUACUGUAGAGUGCUCCAGUAGAGGCACCUGCGUAUGCGGUGAAUGUGAAUGUGACACGCGUGGUGACCCUAACCGUAUCAUCACCGGAGAGUACUGUCAGUGCGACAACUACCUGUGCCCAAGAUCAGGAGGAGAGGUGUGCGGAGGUAGUGAUAAAGGAACGUGUCUUUGCGAUGAAGAUGUUGGUAACUUCUGUGGCUGUUUAGAAGGUUAUCAAGGCAGUGCUUGUGAGUGCCCUACAUCUAAUGAUACCUGUAGAGCUCCAAAUGGGGAGAUCUGUAAUGGAGUAGGGACCUGUGAUUGUGGAAAGUGUCAAUGUAAUGAUCCUAAGUACUCCGGUGCUACCUGUCAAAUAUGUCCAGACUGUGCUGGUGAGUGUGACAUCAACCAGCCUUGUGUACAGUGUAGAGCCUUCCACACCGGAGCUUACAACAAAUCACAGUGCAAGAACUGUCCCCACCCUAUCUAUGUAGUUAAGGAGCUCAGGAGGGAAGAAGGUCAUCAGGAGUGUAGAUUUACAGACGAUGAUGAGUGCCAUGUUAUCUUUACCUAUGAAAUCCUCCCAAAUGGAACCUAUUACAUAGAAGUACAAGAAGACAAAAUUUGUCCUGGAGCACCUGAGAUGCUAUGGGUCAUCCUUGGAAUCAUCAUUGGAGUCUUCCUGGUUGGUUUAGCGCUCCUCCUCAUCUGGCGUCUGCUCACAUACAUUCACGACAGGAGAGAGUUCCAGAACUUUGAGAAGGAGCGGGCCAACGCCACUUGGGAGGGCGGAGAGAACCCCAUCUAUAAGCCGUCCACGUCUGUCUUUAAAAACCCCACCUAUAAUAUAAAAUGAGCUGUACCUCCUAGUCUGCGGAUAGUUCUUUUUUUAAUUUCUAAUUUGUAAAUUGACUAAUUGUUGGGAUACCACCUCUUGGUUUUGUUGUACUGCAUGCGAUAAUGCCAAGGAAAAUGUUUUGAAGACACAGGAUGUUUCUUCAAUGCACUCUAGGAAAGGACUUGGGGUUAAGUGUGAGAGUUGUGGUGAGAUAUCCUUCUAGCAACAACCAUCUAAAGUUUAUUAAUGAUAUAAAGUGAUAGUCCAUGGAAUGUGUAGAAAUAUUAGGAUCUGUUUUUGAUUCCUAGAGUUAUGAUCGCACCUUGAAUAAAUUUUGAACAUAAUAAGAUGAGAGACUCUGUAUUUGUCAGAAGCAUCAGUUGGAUGAGCAGAAAACCAGUGAGGUCAUGACAAAGAUCUACUGCAUGGAAGCAAUGGGCAAUCGAAAGACACCAUCUUGCCUUAGAUGGUUGCAUGAUGUAUUUACAUGUAUGCUCAAUUCUGAAUGAAGAAGAGGGGUAAAACCGGAAGAACUGGCACUACUCAU
Messenger RNA from Strongylocentrotus purpuratus (purple sea urchin), 3047 nucleotides. RefSeq names its product integrin beta-C subunit. Gene Ontology annotation, molecular function: integrin binding. Gene Ontology annotation, cellular component: focal adhesion; cell surface; integrin complex. NCBI's taxonomy places the organism in Eukaryota, Metazoa, Echinodermata, Echinoidea, Camarodonta, Strongylocentrotidae. The record is from RefSeq and is marked provisional. Gene Ontology annotation, biological process: cell migration; cell adhesion mediated by integrin; integrin-mediated signaling pathway.